Molecule: messenger RNA, 2518 nt
Organism: Branchiostoma belcheri (Belcher's lancelet)
Lineage: Eukaryota; Metazoa; Chordata; Leptocardii; Amphioxiformes; Branchiostomatidae
Product: probable UDP-sugar transporter protein SLC35A5
Exons: 5
Coding region: 107-1384 (425 amino acids)
Biological process (GO): pyrimidine nucleotide-sugar transmembrane transport
Cellular component (GO): Golgi membrane
Molecular function (GO): pyrimidine nucleotide-sugar transmembrane transporter activity
Source: RefSeq, a predicted model, not a curated record
AUUUUGAGCUACCGCCCAGUACCGGUAUUUGAGGUCAUCAGACAAUGGCCAAGCUUCAUUAACUAAGUUUGACACUUUGGUGAGAAGAGCGACUUCCGAAUCAGAGAUGAAGCCAUUCCUGUCAGAACUCCGUCCUCAGCGUGACACGGUCACGACUGUUCUGCUGGGAGCCUGGUUUAUUACACUUGGUGUGCUGAAGAUUCUGCUCAUGAAAUUCUCGGAGAACGACCAUGGAGGAUAUGACUAUUUACCAGUGACAGUGAGUGUGUGUGCAGAGCUACUGAAACUAUUUGUGUGUGGGACCAUCGCUAUAUGGGUCAAGUACACAGAGGAGGGUUCGUUUAAGGACAAAUUUGUAAUCACGAGACAUGAGGUGUUGAGCCUGCUACGCUGGGCAGUGCCUGGUCUGCUGUACUUUCUGGACAACCUCAUGCAGUUCUACAUCAUAACAUAUUUCCAUCCUGCAAUGGCAGUUCUGCUAUCCAACUUUGUCAUCAUCACCACAUCUCUGCUGUUCCGACUAGUACUGAAGAGGGUCCUUACAUCUAUUCAGUGGGCAUCCCUGGCUAUCCUGUUCCUGGCUAUUGUCUCCCUGUCCAGUCAGAGUCACAACGUGGGGCCAGAGUCCAGUACUGUCCAGAAACCUCAGGCCAUUGACCACGUCGUCGUGUCCAGUCUCAACCACCACGACCAGAUUUGUAUGGUCCAACAACAGAACCUCAUCAGUAACGAAACUCAGGUGGACCACCACGCCCCAAGCACAAACUUACCUUUUUCCCUAAACAUGGGCCACCUUUUCGUGAUAGUUCAAUGUUUCAUUGCCUCCUCUGCAAACAUUUACAAUGAAAAAAUCUUCAAGGAAGGAGACGGCUUGCAGGAAAGCAUCUUCAUCCAGAACAGCAAGCUGUACAUGUUUGGCGUUCUAUUUAACGGCAUCACCCCCCUGAUAAUACCUAGCUACAGAAGGCGGCUGUUUGAAUGUGGCUUCUUCUAUGGGCAUAACAGUUAUUCUGUUGCCCUACUCUUCGACUAUGUGUUAUUUGGACUCACGGUGUCCAUUAUUCUGAAGUUCAGGGAUAACAUGUUUCACGUGUUGGGUGCGCAGGUCACCACGGUGAUUGUAAUCACCUCUUCUAUUUACCUCUUCCACUUUGUGCCAACGCUGCAGUUCUUCCUGACAGCGCCUAUCGUCCUCCUAGCGGUUUUCAUCUACAAUGCAGGCCGGGUGAAAACUAAUAACAACAAACCGAAGCACAGUGCCUCACUGGUAAGGACUCAUGAUCAGGAAGAGAGAAGCAGGCCAGAAGCAAUAGAACUUCUCCCCAGACAGAGGCACAACAGUGCCAGUAAAACUUCUGAUGAAGAGACAGAAGAAGAAAUCUGAGACUGAAACUUAACAAAUUUUUAAAAAAUCAUCAAAUUAUUCAACAGCCAGUAACCCUUGAAGGGAGGUUGCUUGGGAAUAAUAAUUAUUUUUUGUGUAAAUGAGUUCAGAGAGCCCAUGAGAGUGGAUGGGAAAUUUUGCCCUUUGGUAAUUUAAUCCAACUAUUUACAUUUCCUAUAGUGGAGAAAAUUUGAAGAGUUAAAUUGACUGCCAAUUGAUACCAUGUAUAAUUUGGCAAUGACAUGUAUCAGUAAAUAUAUUUUGCCAGCCUGCUUGUGGCUGAUUUAUAUAGAUAUUUGCAAGAAAUAAUCCUGAAACCAAGCUUUUUAUAAUAAAAUCUACAGUAACUAAACAACAAAAUGUGCCUUACAAAAGGUGUAUUUUAAAAAUUCUGGGAUAUUUUGAAGUGCUAUAGAGCCUAUGGUUCUUUCUCAGGUGAAAGCACAUACAUGAACCAUGCAAUGAAGACAAUUGUAUAUAUUCAUGUGAUCUGUAGCAAAUUGAGUCUCUAAAAAUCAUGAUCUUUAACAAUCAUAAAGCAUGAGUCUUCAACAAUCAUGAAUAUACAAAUUAAAGUAGUGCCAUAUUUAAUUUAAAGUUUGAAAAUCUGCCUUUUUCCUUUGUGUGUUUGUUAGUUCUUUCAAAAUUAUACACAGUGGUCAGUAAGUUUUAAGCAAGUGUAUAUAAAAGAUGUACAAAUGUUUUAUGACUUGCUUUUGCCUUACUAAUGCAUGCACUUGUGCCAAUGAAGGAAGCUAUUUGUUUGGUGUGGACGUUGGACUCAAUUCUGAUGUUGAUAUCUGUAUCGGUAUAGCCGGUAUAACUGCCCUUCAGCGCAACACACGAGCUUAAUUGACUGUGGUAUUGAAAUCAGCGGAUUAAAACAUCGUAUCUGAUUCUCUCUGGUUUUCGUAAGGAAAUUAUGAGUAGUAUGAGUAGGCCAUGUUAGCUUAGCAUAUGAAUGCUAGAUGAUGUAUAAUUUUUAUAUGGUCAAAACUUGUACUUUUGGAUUCAGGACAGUUAGACAGGAACACAGUAUAGUACAUUGUAAAACUUGUGUAUGUUUCUGUAGUCCUUGCCAUUCACUUGAUAUACUAGUAUAUUACCCCUUGUGGAAGCUGUGUGUACUUUAAA